Messenger RNA from Bipolaris maydis ATCC 48331, 863 nucleotides. RefSeq names its product vesicle transport protein. Gene Ontology annotation, cellular component: Golgi cis cisterna; COPII-coated ER to Golgi transport vesicle; endoplasmic reticulum. Lineage: Eukaryota; Fungi; Ascomycota; Dothideomycetes; Pleosporales; Pleosporaceae. The record is from RefSeq and is a predicted model, not a curated record. Gene Ontology annotation, biological process: retrograde transport, endosome to Golgi; endoplasmic reticulum to Golgi vesicle-mediated transport.
GCCGAGGGGACACGAAACAGGCAUACCAGAGUUAGCACUUUCAUGCCAGAUAUUCCUCGAGCCUAGAUAUCGCUUCUGUUGCCCGCAUCUUUUUCUUUGACUUGCGACCCUGCCUCGACGUUCCUUACUUGUACCGCCUCGCACGUAGCGAAUUACACCCAUCACACACAUCCAGGAUGCCGACUAUGUGGCUUUCAGAUACCCAAAAGAUUGGGGUCGCCUUCUGCUCUGGAGGCGGACUUUUUUUAAUGGGUGGUGUCAUGAUGUUUUUUGAUCGCGCCAUGCUAGCAAUGGGCAACAUACUCUUUAUAAUUGGCCUUACACUCAUCAUCGGAACAACAAAAACGGUAGCCUUCUUCGCUCGCAAGCAAAAAUGGAAAGGCACCCUUGCCUUCAUUGCCGGUAUAUCGCUCAUUCUCAUGCGCUGGGCAUUCGUCGGCUUCAUAGUCGAGCUUUAUGGGAUUCUCGUUCUUUUCGGCGAUUUCCUCGCAACCAUUGCGGGAUUUGUUAGCAAUGUACCGAUCAUUGGCCCCUACAUUGCAAAGGCUCUACAGGCAAUAAGUGGAGCGACAAGAAACUCAGACCUGCCAGUCUAAGACUGGGAAGACCAUGGAUUUACGGAAAUGAGGAUACACGUAUGCUGGGAUGACGGGAUAUUGUAUUAUGUGUAGGCGCAAGAGUUAGGGCAAAACAUUAGAUGGCUGAACAGGCGUUGGGAUCGACUAGACUACAUAGGACUUUAGGGUCUUUAGAUGCAUUCAUGUAUAAGGGUGAACGCUGUUCAGUGUCCAAUUGGCUUUUCUGCAAUGAUGAGUAAGACAGUAUUGUUAGAUGUGAGCGUAAAGCAACUUGCAUUCAAGCUC